CUUCGGUGCGCCGAGCGCGCGCAUGGCGGCGGUGGGGCCGCGGACUGGCCCGGGCUCUGGGGCCGAGGCCUUGGCACUGGCGGCGGAGCUGCAGGGCGAGGCGACGUGUUCCAUCUGCCUGGAGCUCUUCCGAGAGCCCGUGUCCGUCGAGUGCGGCCACAGCUUCUGCCGCUCCUGCAUCGCGCGCUGCUGGGAGCGCCCAGGCGCGGGGUCCGCCGCCGUGCCCCGCUUGCUGCCGUACCCGCUCCCCUGCCCGCAGUGCCGCGAGCCCGCGCGCCCAAGUCAGCUGCGGCCCAACCGGCAGCUGGCCGCGGUGGCCGCGCUGCUGCGGCGCUUCAGCCUGCCCUCCGCUGCUCCGGGCGAGCGCGGGUCCCCGGAGGCGGCGGCCGCGGCCGCGGCGACUGGGUGCGCGCAGCACGGCGAGCCGCUCAAGCUCUUCUGCCAGGACGACGGACGCGCCAUCUGCGUGGUGUGCGACCGCGCCCGCGAGCACCGUGAGCACGCGGUGAUACCGCUUGGCGAGGCUGUGCAGGAGGCUAAGGAGCUCCUGGAGUCCAGGCUGAAGGUCUUGAAGAGUGAUCUGGAGGACUAUGAGAUGUUUCGUUCCACGGAAGAGAAGGAGGGCAAGGAGCUCCUGAAGCAGAUGGCUGCUGAGCGAGAGAAGGUGGGGGCAGAGUUUCAGGCACUACGGGCCUUCCUGGUGGAGCAGGAGGGCCGACUCCUGGGCCGCCUGGAGGAGCUGUCCCGCGAGGUGACACAGAAGCAGAAUGAGAACCUGGCCCAGCUUGGGAGUGAGAUCACUCAGCUAUCCAAGCUCAGCAGCCAGAUCCAGGACACAGCUCAUAAGCCUGACCUGGACUUUCUCCAGGAAUUCAAAAACACGCUAAGCAGGUGCAGCAAUGUGCCUGCCCCCAAGCCAAGCACAGUCUCUUCUGAGAUGAAGAAUAAAGUCUGGAAUGUUUCCCUCAAGACCUUUGUCUUAAAGGGGCUGCUCAAGAAGUUCAAAGAGGAUCUUCGAGAAGAGUUGGAGAAAGAGGAGAAAGUGGAGUUGACCUUGGAUCCUGACACUGCCAAUCCCCGCCUCAUCCUCUCCCUGGAUCUUAAGAGCGUGCGCCUCGGACAACGAGCCCAGGACCUGCCCAGCCACCCGCGUCGCUUUGAUACCAACACCCGUGUCCUGGCAUCUUGCGGCUUCUCCUCUGGGCGGCACCACUGGGAGGUGGAAGUGGGCUCCCAGGAUGGCUGGGCCUUCGGCGUGGCCCGCGAGAGCGUGCGCCGCAAGGGCCUCACGCCCUUCACUCCCGAGGAGGGCGUCUGGGCGCUGCAGCUCAAUGGCGGGCAGUACUGGGCUGUGACCAGCCCUGAGCGGACACCCCUCAGCUGCGGCCACCUGUCCCGCGUGAGGGUGGCACUGGACCUGGAGGUGGGGGCCGUGUCCUUCUACGCCACUGAGGACAUGCGCCACCUCUACACCUUUCGUGUCAAGUUCCAAGAGCGCGUGUUCCCCCUUUUCUCUGUCUGCUCCACUGGUACCUACCUGCGAAUCUGGCCUUGAGGGACAUUGCUGGCCUCCCAGAGAAGGGGCAGUCAGUCAAGGGUGAACGCAUUCUCCUGGCUGCCCAUGGGAAGGGAUGCUAUUUUCCACCGGAGCUGCCUGGUCACCUUGGGUCUGCCCUUCCCUCUUCUGCCACAGGCUGCCUUAGAGAGGCUUCUGGAGACCCAGCCCCAGAGGCAUGAGACUGUGCAAGGUGGGAAAGAAACCCUGUGCUCAGCUGAGCAGAGGAAGGGAUGCUUUGGAUCUUCAGGCCUGUCCCCUACCUGUUGCUUCUGGCAUGUAGUUUUGGUACCAGCUGUGAGGAGGUGGAGGCCUAUGAGCACUGGAGUCCCGAUGUUGACAGGGGUGGUUUCUUUCACUGGGGCUUACUGCCCAGACUUCAGCAAGGCCUC
Molecule: messenger RNA, 1947 nt
Organism: Artibeus jamaicensis (Jamaican fruit-eating bat)
Lineage: Eukaryota; Metazoa; Chordata; Mammalia; Chiroptera; Phyllostomidae
Gene: TRIM7
Product: tripartite motif containing 7
Exons: 7
Coding region: 23-1555 (510 amino acids)
Molecular function (GO): protein binding; zinc ion binding
Source: RefSeq, a predicted model, not a curated record